AUGGUCAUCGAGUUCUACUGGGGCGAACGCAUACACUCACAUAAUUAUCGCGCUUCGCAGUCGGCGACGUUGGCGUUUCUCGUUUCGUUUCGUUUUGUUCUUUUGCCUCUCGCAUUAGAACGCGCGCUGCCAUCGUCGCUGCCGGCGUCGCUGCUACAGUGCUCGUCGACGUCGACGGUCGUAUUGGGCUUAAGCGAAUUUCAAAUUCGCCUGAACUUUUAUUCAACGUGUUGGUUUCGUCGCGUGAGCAACUCUGAAACUGAAAACAAGAAACAAAAUUCUAUCUAUCUAUACAAAAAACCAAAACAACAACAACAACAAACGAAGAACAAACAUUUAUUAAGAGUCCCCGAAAAUAAGAACACUGAAUAUACCAAUACCAGCAACUCUAUCCGUAACCGUAUCCGUAACCGUAACCGUAACCGUAAUCGUAGUCGUAGUCUUAGUUUGAUAUCCCAUUCGCGUCUAUAUCGUGUGUUCCGUAGUUGUUUCGAAAAAAUAUAUUUUUUUUUUUUGUCGGAUUCCACUUCCAACAGUUACAGAGAGCUAUAUAUAGAUGCUGUAUCUGUUCAAAUAAGAGAAAAACCGAUAUAUAAGUAUAUAUACCUACAUAUAUUGUUAUAUAUCCGCCUGGAUCGUAUAGAUCGUACAAUAUUUUUUUUGAAGUGUUACAAACCACCAAGUGCUACCAAAAAUGCCUUACUACAGCGUUACGCUUUAGUGUCACAAGUGCUACUUAUCGUUAAAUGCGAGCGACCAGUGUUGGUUAACAGCCCGCAUACACACACGCAUCAACAGACAAUCAACGUUAGCCAACACUCGCAGUUCAGUUCUGCUUCAUCAAUCUCGACCACAAGUUCUACGUCUUCGCCAUCAUCAUCCGGCUCUUCAGCUGCAUUAACAGCCAAACGUUUUUACCUUGCGUGCAUUUUACGAGCGAGCGUGCGCGAUUCGUGUUGGCCGUCGGUUGCCGUCUCGGAUGUCGCUGAUAUUGUGGAUGUGGAUGUGGAAGUCGACUUUUGCCGGUGGCCAAAACAUUCAGUUGAAUACAACGCUGUGAGCAACACACGCUGGAAGCGCCGAUGGAACCGCGUCGCGACGCAGCGGCAACGGCAGCAGCGGCAGCGACAACAACUACAACAACAACAGCAACAACCAUAUUUGCACAGCCACAAUCAAACAAAAGCAGAAGCAGCAGACGCGAGUGUCCAAAAUUUACGAAAAAAAUCAAAAUAA
Drosophila arizonae is the source of this 1236-nucleotide messenger RNA. It is a transcript of the gene Atf3, whose product is annotated as Activating transcription factor 3. The record is from RefSeq and is a predicted model, not a curated record. Gene Ontology annotation, cellular component: nucleus. Gene Ontology annotation, molecular function: RNA polymerase II cis-regulatory region sequence-specific DNA binding; DNA-binding transcription factor activity, RNA polymerase II-specific. Gene Ontology annotation, biological process: regulation of transcription by RNA polymerase II. NCBI's taxonomy places the organism in Eukaryota, Metazoa, Arthropoda, Insecta, Diptera, Drosophilidae.